Messenger RNA from Musa acuminata subsp. malaccensis (wild Malaysian banana), 2193 nucleotides. RefSeq lists its product as uncharacterized. Lineage: Eukaryota; Viridiplantae; Streptophyta; Magnoliopsida; Zingiberales; Musaceae. Gene Ontology annotation, molecular function: transcription corepressor activity. The record is from RefSeq and is a predicted model, not a curated record. Gene Ontology annotation, cellular component: nucleus. Gene Ontology annotation, biological process: DNA-templated transcription.
UUCUUCCUCCCCAAGUCGCCGUCAUGGCGGACGAAGAGAGGGGAGAGGCGGCCUCCGAGGUCCUCGACCGGUUCCACUCGCUGGUGGAGGUCGCCGACCGGAAGUUCGCCCGCGUCCGCGACCUCCCGCCUACCGCCCGCGGGGCCCUCCACCUCCUCCACUGCCGCAAGGCCUUCAAGGCCUACACCCGGCUCUGGCAGUUUCAGCAGCAGCGACGGCGCGAGCUCGUCGCUGGAGGCCUCCGCCGCUGGGAGAUUGGUGACAUCGCCUCCCGGAUCGGGCAGCUCUACUACGGCCAGUACCAGCGGACCAGUGAGGUCCGCUUCCUCCUCGAGGCCUACGUCUUCUACGAGGCGAUCGUGAGUAGGGGGUACUUCGAGGCGGCGAGGGCGUCUGCGGCGCCUGAUCUCAAGCUGAGGUACAAGGAGCUGAGGUUCCAAGCGCGGUUCUUCAUCGUGGCAUUGUUGCUGAAUCGGACUGAUGAGGUGAGGCAGCUCGCUGACCGGUUUAGGGCUCUGGUGGAGGAGUCAAAGGCCGCCUUCCCGGCGACUAACUUUAAGGAAUGGAAGCAAGUAGCGCAAGAAAUUUCCAGGUUUUUAAAAGCUGAUGUAUCUUCUAAAAUUUCCAGGCCCUUGAGAUACAAUGUCUUGUUUGAUGCUCAUCCAUCUUCCUUCCCCUAUAUUGCACGAUUUCAUGCUAAUAGAGUGUUGAGACUCCGAGAUGCUUUGCUGGCAAGCUAUCGCCGGAAUGAGAUCAAGUUUGCAGAACUUAGCCUCGACACUUACAGAAUGGUACAGUGUUUGGAAUGGGAACCCAGUGGAUCCUCCUACCAACUUUUUAGAAAAGAACCAUACGAAAAUGGUGCUUUCAGUGACCAGAGUGGAGCCUCUGGAUUGAUUGACAUAAACCUUGCUGCUGAUCUGAUGGAUCCAGAUCUGCCUCCAAACCCACGUAAAGCAGUUAUUUAUCACCCUUCUGUCUCACAAUUUCUUGCGGUAACUGCUACAAUAUGUGAAGAGUUGUCUUCAGACAGCAUUUUGCUGAUCUAUAUAUCAGCUUCAGGAAAGACAGAUUGUAGUGUUGCUUCUCACAAAAAUGUUAAUGGAAAGUCAACAAACUCCUCAAAAGCAAAUCAUGCUCCACAGGCUUCUUGGAAAAGGGACAGCUCACCGUCUCAACCUGCCACUGAUGAUAAGCUAUACUCAAGUACAAAUCCCGGGAGUUAUUUAUGCCUCGGUGCUCAAGGUUCUAACAACCUCUAUCCUGACGAUUUGGUUCCAUUUACACGAAAGCCACUUUUUCUUAUUAUUGACAGUGAUAGUAGCCGAGCAUUCAAGACUAUACAUGGUGCAGAAAGAGGAGAAGCAUCUGCCUUGCUUCUUUCACAUGAGAAACCAUUGUCGGUAUCUGAGACUGAUCUAACAUCUAGUGGAAGCCAAUUUACAUAUUUCCUAACUGCCCCAUUACAGGCCUUUUGCCAGUUAGUAGGCCUUUCUCCUGAUGUAGAAGCUGAUAUAUACAGCAACGCUGAGAGUCUGCUUUCUUCUGCUUUAGCUGAAUGGGAAGUUACACUCUGUACAUCUAAGUCCCUUGAUCGGGUAUGGGCUCAGGUGUUAACUGAUCCAUUUCUACGACGGCUGAUUCUAAGGUUUAUAUUCUGCCGAACCGUGCUUUCUCUCUUUUGUUCUCCAUCAGACAGUGCCGUGCACCUACCUGAAUGUGUCCCUAAACUUCCCAAGUCUCUCUCUCCGGAAUCUGCUGUAACACAGAUCCAUAUCCAUCAUCUUGCAGAAAGAUUAGGUGUCUCGAACCAUUUUCACUUUCUAGAUGCCAUCGAGGACUCUGUUCAGAGCAGGUGAUUAAGAAGAAUACUGUAUAAUCAUCUGUAGAUAGAAACAUAGUAAAUAGCACCCAACAAUUUAUCGAUUGUUUUUUGUUGAUACGCGGGAUCGCCAACUUUUUUCUUGUGGACAUCAUGUUGAGUGGAUCAGCCAGGGAAAAAAAAAUCUGGAAAUGCAUGAGGUUGCAGGUUAUUCUAGAUUCCUUUAGGGAUUGUAAGCCUGGUGAAUCGUGUUGUCGUGUUAAUUUUUGGCACUGUAACAUCUUAUUAUUGCUGUAAAACAGUGGAUACAGCUGAAAGUUGUUCACAUUGUAACAGCCAUCCAUGAAGAGUUGUUUUUUGUUUCAUGUUUA